AUGCAGCAGAGUGGAACACGUGGGCCAGGUCUGCCAGCGCAGAGAGAUCGCGUGGGGCUGACAGACGCCACCGCCAGGACCUGCGGAACCUUAGGAGUGACUGGAGCGGAGAGCGGUGUGAGGUGCCAUGAUCACCUGGCCUUACCAAGGGUCCCGCCCCAAAAACCUUUAGGCACAGCCGCCAGCUCCCCUUGGGCAUAUCCACGGAGAAACCCUCUUUUGUUUCACCUUAAGCCUGCAGGAAGGUCUAGUGUGAGCUUGGGGCAGGGAUUUCUCCGUCAGCCGCUUCGGCCCGGGCUGGGGGUUUUUGUGGCGCGCUUCUUCAAGGCAUUACGACGCUUCUCCGACGCCGGCGUUGACGCGUGCGCCGGGGAAAGGGGGUGCCGCGGUCUUGCUCCAGAUUCGCAGCCGGAGUCCCGGGAGUUGCAAGCGCUCCGAGGUCGGUGCGGGAAAGUGGCUCCUUCGUUGGGAGAGGAUUAUCCGUGGGAUGGGUUAAACACGGUGCCGAGCCGGCGCCCAAAUCCUCAGGAACCCUGCCUUCCCGCGUCAGCUGCAGCCCGGGGAAGCCGGCAGGACCCGCCAGUUGUGAAAAUGAAGAAAGAUAAGAUUCCACAUAUACAUGAAAUCAUGUGGUGCUUGUUUUGGUUGGAGAGGAAAGAGCUAGAAAAUGAGUUAUGGGGAAGGUGGUGACCAUGAAGACCUUGGAAGAGAGAAUCAUCAGGGCUGUGGCAGCAGGAGGCUCAGCGAGCGAGGACUCAGAGAUUCAGCAUCUGUUCUGUCUCCAGGGCUGCCCAGGGAAGAGGCUACCCAAACUGGCCAUCACAGUUUCUGGGGCUGCCUGUGAGGUUUGGAGGACACUCCACAGACAAUUACUGAAUUAAA
Molecule: messenger RNA, 882 nt
Organism: Manis javanica (Malayan pangolin)
Lineage: Eukaryota; Metazoa; Chordata; Mammalia; Pholidota; Manidae
Source: RefSeq, a predicted model, not a curated record